Molecule: messenger RNA, 720 nt
Organism: Danaus chrysippus (African queen)
Lineage: Eukaryota; Metazoa; Arthropoda; Insecta; Lepidoptera; Nymphalidae
Source: the annotation of a GenBank genome assembly
AUGGCUAUCGGUGCAGGGAUGUCUUGCGUGAAAUACUUGUUAUUCUCCUUCAAUCUUUUGUUUGCGAUUACGGGACUGAUAAUUCUUAUUGUUGGUGCCAAGUCUGAGAUCAAUGCACAUCCAUAUGUUGAUCUCACUGAUGAGAGUUUCUACACCUCGGCCCCCGUAAUCCUGAUCAUAGUUGGUUUGAUUGUGUUUGUGGUCGCCUUCUUCGGUUGCUGCGGUGCUGUCAAGGAAAACCAUUGCAUGAUAGUCACGUUCUCGGUGUUCCUGUUGAUGAUCUUCAUAGCGGAGAUGGCUGUCGGCAUCGCUGGUUACGUUAAACACAAGGAUCUGGAGACGUCCAUCGUGCGCACCUUGAACGAGUCCAUCACACACUACUCCACAGACCCCGACGUGCAGAAGAACUACGACAUCAUACAGACAGAUAUGCACUGCUGUGGUAUAUACGGCUAUGAGGACUGGGCCCAUACAAACCAGAGCCUCCCCACCACAUGCUGCGGGGCCCACGAGCUGGUGGAGGGGAGCGCUGUGGCUUGUACUGUGACGUCACCAGGGUUAUACACGCGAGGAUGUCUGCCUCUCAUACUGGUUAAAUUACAAGACAUUGCGCUAGUGUUGGGAGGUGUUGGACUUGGGAUAGCGUUUGUUCAAUUACUCGGCGUGAUAUUCGCCUGCUGCCUCGCUCGCUCGAUCCGCAGUCAGUAUGAGACAGUAUAA